This is a messenger RNA of Pyrgilauda ruficollis (rufous-necked snowfinch), 1164 nucleotides long. Its product is annotated as bone morphogenetic protein 8B-like. Lineage: Eukaryota; Metazoa; Chordata; Aves; Passeriformes; Passeridae. Gene Ontology annotation, cellular component: extracellular region. The record is from RefSeq and is a predicted model, not a curated record. Gene Ontology annotation, molecular function: cytokine activity; growth factor activity. The transcript has 6 exons. Bases 1 to 1164 code for a protein of 387 amino acids. Gene Ontology annotation, biological process: SMAD protein signal transduction.
AUGGGGCCGGGCUGGGGGCGGCGUGGAGCCGUGGCGCUGCUUUGGGUGGCGGCCGUGCUGUGGCAGCUGGGCAGCGGCAGCGUCCUCCGCCGCCGGCUCCACGCCGCCGGGGUCCCGCAGCGGCGGCUGAGCGGCGGCGAGCGGCGGGACGUGCAGCGGGAGAUCCUGGCCGUGCUGGGGCUGCCCGGCCGGCCCCGGCCCCGCGCCCCGACCCGCGCCCCCGCCGCCGCCGCGCCGCUCUUCAUGCUCGAUCUGUACCACGCCGUGGCCGGCGAGGAGGAGGAGGAGGAGGAGGGCGAGGAAGCGGCGGUGUCGCGGCCGGUGCUCACCGGGCUCAGCACGCAGAGCCCCCCGCCCGGCAGCGUCGUGAGCCGAGCGGACACCGUGGUCAGCCUCGUUAACAUGGUGGAGCAGGACCGGGAUCUGUUGUCACCCAAGCCCUACUGGAAGGAGUUCAGGUUCGACCUGACCCAGGUGCCGGCGGGAGAGGCCGUGACGGCCGCCGAGUUCCGCAUCUACAAAUCCCGGGGUGUCGCCAGGCACGCCAACAGCAGCCUCCACGUCAGCAUCUACGAGGUGGCUGGGCAGCAUCCCAACAGGUCAGGGGCUGGGAAUGAGGAUGAGGAGGGGCACAGCGUGGAUCCAGGCUCAGCUGGGCUCCUGGGGCGCCGGGGACCCCGCUCCAAGCAGCCCUUCAUGGUGACAUUUUUCCGGGCCAGCCCCAGCCCCUCCCGUGUCACACGAGCAGCCAAAGCCCCGAGGAGGCGACAGCCCAAAAAAUCCAACGACCUCCCCCACCCGAACAAGCUCCCAGGAAUUUUUGAUGAUGUCCAUGCCACGGAUGGGCGGCAGGUCUGCCGGCGCCACGAGCUCUACGUCAGCUUCCAGGACCUUGGCUGGCUGGACUGGGUGAUUGCUCCACAGGGAUACUCAGCCUACUACUGCGAGGGGGAGUGUGCAUUCCCACUGGACUCCUGCAUGAACGCCACCAACCACGCCAUCCUGCAGUCCCUGGUCCACCUGAUGAAGCCUGAGGCCGUGCCCAAGGCGUGCUGUGCCCCCACCAAGCUCAGUGCCACCUCUGUCCUCUACUACGACAGCAACAACAACGUCAUCCUCAAAAAGCAUCGGAACAUGGUGGUGAAAUCCUGCGGCUGCCACUGA